UUUGCUUCAAUUGUCUUUGCCUCACGACGACGUCACCUGCAAUCUUAAACUUACUGAGAGUAGUAUCCGAAAGGGAAAACAAUCGAAGUAUCUUAUUUUUCUAACACUUAGAUAUUUUAUACAACAAUCACUCCGGGACAGUAUUAAUUGUAAAAGGUGGACUUAAUUUUUCAUUAACUAUAAGUAUUCUAACAAUCUUAUAUGUUAUGCCUCGAAGAUCCUUAAAUUAUUUUUUAUCGAGUAGACUAAGUACGUUUUCGUCAAUUACCGUAAUUUCACGAUUUUCUCUUCCGUGUUUAUUUUCUCUCGAAUCUUUUUGCGACGGCACCGGCUAUACACGGAAAUUUGUGACAGGCUUUGAUCUUGCGUUAUACCUCUCAAUAUCGGCGACCAAUCUUUCAGAUUAACAUGAUCGACACAGAAUCGCAGGCAGUUCUUUUGCAGAUAUGUUUGCACUGCCGAUAAUGGUUUCACGUUUUCUUCACGGCAUAGAGUCUUAAUUAAAAAAUACGUAUCUCGUCGAUAAAGUGAGAGAUUGAAACAUUAGAUAAGAAAUACUUAAAUAAAAAUAGUUAUUAAUAUUUUUCUUCCGACGAAUUUACAAUUUCUUACAGACGAGAAAAAUAGUACACCAAAUGCUGAUAAUUUUUCUUAAAAAGAGAGAAAAUCAGAAUAGUAAUAUUGUUCAUGUAAAUUAAGGUUAUUUCUCGAGAAAACCUGGCGAUAACGAACCUUGUAUAUCCAUUCAAAUGGCUUACUAGAAUUUCUCUCUUUGCCACCCUGCAUAGCGUCAUUCGUAAUAUUGUCAGGGAUCACGGAUUCAUACCUCAACAUCCUACAAUUUUUGCCGAGGAACGUUUUUGGGGAAAAAUUUGGAAAAUGUCAGGCCGCUCGUGAACUGAACGUACUGAAAGGUCGAUCGAACAUUUGAAUGCGUACUGUCGGCGGAGAAAGACACUUCGAGUUUCGUUUCACACGUGUUAGAAUCAUUCAUUAGAAUCAUAUCGGUUUAAUCAGUCUAAUACUUAAGAUUUAUUUGUUUCCGAUAUACUAAGAAAAUUGCGUAGAGAACUUCAUAUCUUCACCUGGAAAGGGAUAAGUGGCGAGAUACGGCGUUAAAUGAUAGUAAGUUUUUGAAGGAACGUCGUUACAUUCCUACAAUUAAUUUGUUUCUUGUUAUUUUUGUGGAUUAAUAUAUAUAUAUAUUUCCGUCGCUUCGUCAAAAUACGGUAAAUCAACUACGUUUCUUAAGAAAUUCCUACGAUAGACACCACGGAGGGACUUCUUGCACUACUCAUAUCUAAAUUUUCAAGAGAAUGAUUUGAGGCCACCUUUCGUAAAUUCACCGCCAAUGUCACGAUUUCUCGUGGACGUAGCAGGUGUUAAUACUUCGUUUUCAUUUAUCGUAACACUAAUCUAACGAUAAUUAUUUUGUGAUUAACAUAGAAGAGUUGAUAAUUUAUUUACGACGAUUAUUGAGAGUUUACUAAUUUAGUUAAUGAUCAUUAUUGAGAGAGGAAUCGUUUAAUUGAUCGCAAUGAUCAAACUGCGACGAAUAUUACACGUUUAAUGCUAUAUUUAUUUGCUCAUGGCGCCAUAUGAACGAGUGGAAAAAAUAAUAAUCGUUUCAUCGUGUGUAUUUCUACUUGCAACGUGCAACUUCUAUUGUCAGGACAAUGAAAAUAGACAUGAGUUAAGAAUAUUUAUUAUCUACACUCGUAAACACUACGACGAUAGUUAUAAGAUAAAUAGAAUUAUGGAUAUCCAUUUAUUUAUAUUAAAAAGAUGAAAAGAGAUAAUCAACAAAGAAAAAUUAUUUGUUAAGAAAGAAAAUAAAUCUUUCGAUCUAUAAAUACACAUGCAGAUAUAUGAAAAUUGGAAGUAUUUCGAAAAAUUCGAAUGAAAAAUUAAAACGCAGAAUAGUUUGAAAAAUUGGAGCAUCCAGAUUGAUAAGGAUUAUAAUUAAUCACAUUAAUAACUUUAGAAAGUCGUGCAUUAAAUCGGCCUUAAGCCGUAGAAUGAAACAUAUAUUGAUAAUUUGGUAUUAGUAAAAAUGUAUAGAAAACUUUCGUUAGUCAAUAAAAGUUAGUUCAUAAAGGAAGACAAAACUUUUCCUUGUGUAAAAUAUAGAUUGUAAAUAUAGAAAGAAUAUAAGAGGGAGAGAAAACGUUGUUGUCAAGUGAAAACGAUAUAAUUUGUGUGCAGAGUAGAAUCGUUAUUAUACGGAUCUAUUAUAUAAAAUGCAACUGGAAGCAAGUCGACUCUUCGAGAGCGCUUGUGCAUCGGUGCAUCUAUUCGCUGGGCGCUCAAGCUGAAGGCACGCGUUGGGAUAUGAUACACCGCUUAUUAAAAAAUAACGGAUAAGGCGUGAAACGCAGAUACAAACGCAUACGAUAAGCACAGCCGCGCAAAGAUAACUUACGUCACGGAAACUCUAAAACGGCCCUAAAUAGUCGCCUCGUAAGACGGCGCGGUGUUAAGCGAUUAAAUUUACAGUGAUAAUGCUUCAUCCUCUCGUAUUUGCCACUCGCAAAUUCUACCCGUGCCCCUCCGUCGCCGCCGAUUAUUAUUGGCUUAAAAACCACGCUGUCUCGUCGUUUAAACACCCGCAGCUCUUCCGCGUAUUAAUCUAUUUGUAUGUUUAAACGCUGCGCUAACGCAAAUGCACGCGUGUCCUUCCUCGGCUAACGAAAUUGAAACAGACGAUUAGUGGCGUAUGAAAAGGGUCGCUUAUAAAUUUAGUAUCUAUAUAUUAUGCUGUCGUUUCUCUCUCUCUCUCUCUCUCUUUCUCUCUCUUUCUACUUGCGAUUCUAUCUUCAUUAAAACGUUGCGCACAUCUUGAAGCGCCGCGUCGCCUGACAAUAGCCCGCUCGAGAUUCACACUGCUUGCCGGUGACAUCGUCGUGUUUCGCCGUCAGCGUGACCAUUACGUGACAUUACGAGAGUCUUCAGCAACAAAUUUUCACUUUCAUUCUGUUAUCGUCGCGCCUACUAUCAGGACACUUCGGGAAUGCUAAAUGUCCAAAGCUUCUCGUCAUGGGAGUACGUUUGAUCGAGUGUUCCGUAUCUACUUGCAAGUACGGCGACGCAAGACGAACGUUCCGUAUAAAAGACUCGUUCUGCGUUCUGCGUUUUGCCGCAAUACGAUUUCACUAGAUUGCAGAAUAGAAUUUGCGAAAACGCGGCCAUCGGCCUCUUUAAUGCGCGGGUCGUCCCUGAAUAAUGUAGAAGCGCCGAUAAAAGUGCAAUAAGUUUACACGCUAAACGACGUCUUUUUGUCCCGUUACCUCCUAUUAUUUACAAACAAUUAACGAUAUUAUGUUUUUCGUUUAUGUCGAAAAAAUAUCUGGGAAAAUUUUUACUCGAAUCGAUCGACGAACGUGUGCAUUGUGCUCGUGAUUGUGAAAUCCCGGAUCGAAUUCGCGGAAGUGCGACGGUUCUUCUUAAUUACGACCAACGUAGAAGCGGAGUCGUGCGUCGAAAAAGUCUCGAGUAAUUAACACGUCUGUUGAAUAAUAUCGAUGAAAUCGGCGUAGCCACUUUCGGUCGCGAUCUUAACCGACGAAUUUUCCCGGUUUCCUUAACAUUAAAUUGUCCGUAUCUCGAUGUAGGAACUAUGGAGUUGCAUCACUAUGAAAACAAUGUCUUCGAUGAUAAUGCACACAACACUAUAUUUGCUUGUUUCGUGCCCAAACACGGCGUAAUCGGACGAAUUACGUGAACGGCUAUCUCGCGCAGAACGUCUCUCUAAUUGCGCACGCUGGGUAUCGUGGUUGCUGCCAAGCGAUACAGCGGUAUUUGAGAUGCGUCGCGAGACUUUUGAAUUACAUGUAGACACUUUCGGCGGAAGAUAAGAUAAAGCGAACUGGGAAAAUUGCACUGACGCAUGACCCCGUGUGUACGAAAGCAUCUACGGUCCCGAUGCGCGCUCAAUGCCGAACUAAUCGUCAACGGCCGCGGAAUUUUCGCGAUUUUCACGAUCUCCGUUGCGCGUCAGCGAGCGAGCGCUCGUAAUGACUGUUUAAAUGAGCGAUCAGUGACGUUUGUGCUUCAUGUGAAAUAUGAAUAAAGAGCUACAGCCGAUCGGCUUGUCGGUGAAACUCUGGUGACUAAGAAGAACUCGCGCGGUUAAAUUGCCGCUAAUUUUGCCGGUGAGUGCCGUUUAAUCGAGUGCCGUUUAAUCGAGCUGAGGCUGUUCAGCGCAUUCGUUCGCAGAGUGAUCCGGCGGUAAUCGAUCCUUCGGACAUAGUAAUUAAUGCAACACCAGCGUGUGUGUGUGCGGUAAUCAAUCAAUGUUUGGUCCAUGCGAAAUCAGUGCACGGAGGAUCGUUUUCUUUCGUCCGAGGAUAAGCAGAUUGAUAUCGUGCGAGCAUGAACGUGCAUUUUUGCAAGGUAAGUAACAACGUUUCGAGCUAUAUGCGUAUUUCCAGCCUGAUUUCGUAUAGUUGUACAAAGCGUGCAGAUUUCCGUGAUAAGCUCCUUUUUCCGUACUUAGAAUACUAACAGUUGUGUGUAGAGUAAAAUAUAUGCACAUGUAAACUUCGCCUGAAGAUUCAUUGAAGAUUCGCCAUUUUAACUGUACGUGUUAUAUAGUUAUAUAUAGUUAACAAAUAUAUAGAUAACAUCAACCACAUCAACGAGUCCCGAGAGUUUUGCGUUGAACAUUAUCUCCCGGAAAUAUUUUACACAAAACGCGCAAUUAGAGAUAGUGAAAUUUAAUAGUUUAAUCAUUCUUACUUCCUCAUUUAGGAUCUUGAUCGAAAUUUCUCUUUUAUCGAUCGCUUCGGACGAAAAAUAACCUAAUAUACUUGUCGACUAUCUGUCAUCGAUGCUCUUCAGUAUCUGACCCGAUGCUUUUCGACGUUCCCGACGAUGCGAAAAGCGGCAAGGAGGUAUUCGGCGAAGUGAGAGCUCGUCUUGAAGAUGGGAUGCAAAACCAGUAUACUGGAGUGCAUGAGGGACAAAGUUGAGCUGGAGAAGAGCACGUCGUCCGAAACUAGAAGCUCUCUCGUUACAAGCGGUAUGUCCCUCCCUUUCCUCCUUUCCGACACAUUUCUCUAUUCGUGUUGUUUAAAUUUUCUCGAGAGAUAUACCGCCAUAUUCCCUCGGCUUGAAUCUGAAAGUCAAAAUCUAAAGCGGAGGAAUUAGCCAACUGGAAAAAUGCCUAUGUGACGGUGCAAAGCUGCAUACAGUUUUUAUCAAUUUUCAUCCACAAUGAAGAUAGAUACAAAUAAUGAUCCUAACGAUCUUUCCACGCCUCAUGCAGCAUUUUCAAUGAGUACUCCUCCCUUUUCUCGAUAUGGUUUAGAGAAAUAGUUGUAAUAUCGUAUCUUGUUAUUAUGCGAUCAGCUUAAUAAUUUUAGCGCACAACUAACACAGAUGUAAUGUAACAUAGCCCACGAUUGACCGUCGUCGUAUUGCAAAUUAAUCGUUGCGUAUUUUUCAAUGAGAUUGCAAAGGCAGCAGAGUCCGUAAACUACGUACGUCAGUCUCUAUGUAAAUAUUUUCGGCGAAAAGUUAAAAUGCCUCCUUCUGGCACAAUGUUAUCAAGUUUGCACAUAUUUGGCUUCUGGGCACACGUGAUACGCGACUGGAGAACGUCAAACGUCAAAGCGUAGCAAUUUUCUCCUGAAGGUCGGAGGAAUUCUGGGCAGUUACGAUCUUACUCCGAGUUUGCUCGGUAAUCCGCUUACGACUGUGAGAACUGCAACGCUACGCUCUCUCGCCCAAAGGAUUUAUUUUUCUCCUCUCCAUUUCGUUCAUUUAUUCUAUAUUUGUUACACGCUCGGAUGCCUCAAUCGGUGCAACGCGGAGAAAAAUUGUAUUCUCGACAUUGUUCAUGAAAUUCAGUCGCAUGUAUAAAUUGAAUAAGAUUGUUAAAUAUAAUCACUUGUCAGUUCUCUCUCUGUAUGAAUAUUUUAUUAUUAUUUUCAACAACUGUGUGUGUGUAUGUGUGUGAUGUGUGCAACGUGUUUUAGCGUGUAUGAAAAAAGAUUUACUUGAAAGAGUGCGUCCACGGAUCACAGUGUUAACGACCAUUGCUUGGGCUUUUACAAGCUACUAAACAAACUAUGGUUUGAUGUUUUAUUGUAAUUAAAAAUACGGUCAAUUAGACACUUCUCAGGAGGUUUUCUUGGCCGGGAGACUUUUAAUUUCUAACCACGGUGUUGGUUAUGACGUCAACAAAGGUUGAGUUAUGAACAGACUGGAACAUUACCGCGUACGUCCGCGUGACGGAUGCGUACCUUUCGUGAAGGAGGAGAGAAGGGCGGAGAGGUGGACUUUUCAGGUAACAGUCAUUCUCCUUGACCUAGUCUACGAUUGACCAUCGCACAGUGUGCCGUGUGCUAACCGGAGUCAUCGUUCGAGAUGUGAAUUAAUCAGAUAUAUGGAUACACAGAUAGGUACUUUCGGCGUUCCUACUUUUUCGACUUAGGAGUCUGCGCACCAUGUCGCGCCAGGGUCGUGAUAGUUCGCUUUUAAGGAUCGAUUCUGGGACAUGGCUAAUCAUAUUUCUGUGCUCAAGGACCUCCGUAGUGAUGCUGCAUUCAAUUUCACUUCUACUUGUAUCGCUAGAUUUUUCCUCGACUCUGCAAUGCUCUGAACUUGUAAUCAUAAGUCGAUGGAUCGAUGGUAUAAAUUUUCUCAAAAUUUGCUUUCGGCAUAAGUUUGCUUCUUCCAAAUUGGUGAUAUUUUAUAACAAAAUAUUUAUUAUAUUUAUCAUAAAUAUUCUCUUUCUUUAUAAUAUAAUAUUCUUUUCUAAUCCUUGUUCUAAUGCCCUGAAAAAGCUAAGACACCUAUAUGAAUGUUGUGUGCUAGAUUUGAACAUUUAUUUUAUCUUCAGAUGUUUAGUAAGCGGCACGUACUUAUUUCUCACGUAAGGAGAACAGCGUUUCUUCUUCUACGGUUAGCAAUCCGCGUGCGUGGAAUUGAGGUUUAUUGGGUAUUAUUUAAGACGCGUAACUACAGUCAAUGUCGGGAACUAUCGUGCAUGUUGCGCGAGAAUUACGUAAACAUUGGGAUCUAUCCGUUUCUCUUUGAAUACAACACGCGGCGGCUUAUAAAUAAAUAUUCUACAGUUGCACGAACUUAAAUACGAUUCGAUCGGAACAUUGAAAUUGCGCAUCGGAAAUCGAAUACAGAUACGUUGCAUCGUAUCAGGUCUACGAGUAUAAAUGCAGAUCAGGUACUUGAUCGGUCGCCGGUUUUCUAAAGAAUUUAUCGGAUGCUUUAAGUUUUGUGGUUUUCUAGCCUACCGGAAUAACACGCAUUUAUGCACGUAAAUGUUAUUUACAGACGUAACGGAGACCGACAAGGAACAAAGCAGCCCGUAUCUCAUGUUCUGCGAGCGUCGUCUUGUCACCGAAGAGGACGAUCACAAAGAACAACCGCAACGUUAGUUACGAUUGGUCAUUACGUAGAACUAUUUAACAUCAAGUAUAAUUGAAAUAUUGUACACAGCAGGAGGAAGAAAUAUUUGUUUACCUUAUCGUUCCUGGAAUAAUAUCAAAUGAAAGGGAAACUGUUUGCAAAAUUUGCACGUGUUCACAAUAUAUCAAUAUAAUUGAUGCAAUUAAUUAUAUAAUUCAAGUGAAAUCAAGAUACAUGUCAAGACGGUAUUUUGUACGAUAUGUUUUUGAUUCUGCCGAAAUUUAUUCCAGAAAUGAUGAGACGCGCAAAUAUUUUUUUUUCACUCACUGUGUAGGUUUUACAUAAUCUAGGAAAUUUCUCAUCGGUAUUGAUAUCUACGCGCGUAUCUUAUUCCCUCAAGAUUAAUUUUAUUGAGUCUGGCUGAUAUGCAAAAUCAUUAAGCGCGAUAUCUAUGUGAAUUACCUUACUUAGUUAAUAUCGACGACAUCUACGUUGUCUCUUACUCGUAUUAAUGCGUAAGCAAGUUACCUGUUGCUUGGAUUUUUAUCUUAUCGGGUCUGAGGUUAUACCGUAGCGUGCGAUUUUUAUUCCGAACGAGGCGAACCUUGAAUAAUUUCAUAUGCAAAACGACCGCCGUGUGAUUAUUGCUCAAGAUAUUUGAAAAGAUUUUAUAAAUGAAUACUAACUCUCUUAUUACUUAUUCCUCUAAACUUUUUUGCUUUCAAAUUUAACAAUUUGCGCUCGUGUUAAUAACGUUUAUUAUACAUUAUUUUUCCCUAUAUCGAUGGGAUAUAUAUUGAGAUAAUUCGAGAAGUUAAUACUUGAAAAUGCCCAAAACACUACUAACUUUUACUGCGCCUACAUUUAAGUUGCAAUGAGUUAUCAACGAGUUAUCAACGACUUAGUUCAUGAAUCACGUUGAAUUUCGGGAUAUUUCUUUCCAGCCAACGCGCGCGAGUGCCAUUCCAAAGCUGUAUGUUAUUUCUGCGUAUUCUGCUACAUUAUACCUUUAUUUUGUAAAACUUGCUUUGCCGCGGUACGCACAUUUUCACCCGUCUAUCGAGCUAAAUGGACCUACAGUAUCUUGAAUCUCCCCGACGACGCUAUCGCGUCGCUCUUCUGGGGCCAGUCACUCUCAAGUAGAAUUUUAACUUGGUCGAUUCGGUUCUCUCGGUCAGUCGUUGUCUUUGGGCCGCAUACGGCGCAUCGUUCGGUGCGUUCGCCGAUUUUUAUCGUUGAUUCAAUAUCCGGCUCGCGAUUUCGAACACGUUUUCAUCGAAACCGAUAGUAGUUCAGUUAACUGUGAAAUCUAUACGGAAUUCACACUUCCUCGAGUGCGCGUGUUAGUUAAAUUUUCGAUCGCACCGUUCUCAAAUGCGAACGUGCCAAGAGGAAAAUCGAUCGUUGGAAAAACGUCCGUCUGCUGAUUUCAAUUCACUUGUGGCAACUUAAAAAAUAUGAACGUAAUUUGUCUCACAGUGCGUAAUUUGUCUCUCAGUGUCCGCGAAUUUCUAACGAGAAUAACAUACGCUCUUGCCGAUAUUUACUGCUAACAGUGACGGGUAAUAGCGUAAGACGCUACCGGUGUAAUGAAAAAAGGCACACAGACAAACUUCAUACCGUGCGAAAUCACGUAAUUCAAUGAUCGCAAGGCCGAAAGCAUAAUCCAUAUAUGGCUUCGUCGCCGAAUAGGUAUUUUUUCCCAAGCGACGACGAAGAUAGCUUGGAGGAUGAAUUAUACGGCAAUGGUGGGUACAGAUUCUUAUCUUCAUAGAACUUGUUCGACGCAUAAAUUCAUAUUCAGACCUUGACUCAACCUUCCAUCGAGAAUACACGAUGUAUUCAUUAUACAAUUUUUUUUCUAACAUCGUAUAUCACUCGGUGAUUAGAACGUUCUUUCAAAAAAAGAUGGGAGGAAAAAGUGGAGCAACGAUUAAUAUAUCCCGUCAGUUAAGCCCAGUUGUGUUUUAAUUGCAAUUAAUGCUACUGUGACCCACAAACCCCGUAAGAUACCGCGUAUUGAAUAAGUGAACGCAUCCUCAACGAGCGCUCGUCGCUAAUUACCGAUGCAUCGACAACUGAAUCACGCGUUAAUUGAUAGAUUGGGAACGCGAGGAAAGAUCCGAUAUCUAAGGAGAGACCGAAAGAAUGAAAUAGCUCCGCUGUCGUCCAAGCUUCGCUAAUAUAUCGCAGCCGCGUACCGGCGAUUACUCGUUGCCAAGAAAUUCAAUACGAUUAUUCCAAAAAUUUAUCCAACUCUCGAAGGCGAUCGUAACUGAAUUUUUGAAUGUUCAAUAUUCCAGACAAGACAGAUGUGCUUGACAUCGUGGGUGAGAAGACGCCUUUCGAGGAUAACGCGCACGACGACAGCGAUUAUCUGACCAUUAAGGGUCCUCAAGACGUCAAUGCUCAUCUGUUGACAACCUCUGUUCCUAGUAUUGUGAAAAUAUUAUUAGUCUUUAGCAAAGAUGACCAACAAAUGGAGAUACUUGCUACGACUGCGAGCAAAUUGGGCUGGAGUGUAUCGGUGGCGAAAGACGCGGAAAAAGCGAUAGAGCUCUAUCAAAAUCGUGCUCAUGAAUUGGUGAUCAUCGAUCAUAGGGGACAUCGUGCGGCCGAGGGCGAUGCUAUUUGUAGAGCGCUCAGGUCAAGUCCGGUUCACUACAAUUCUGUCAUUAUAGCGCUCGUGAAGAAAUCAUACUUUAUGCUCGCUGAUAAAGACCAUAUUGCUGCGCUGAACUUGUUAGAAACAGGCUUUAGUAGAGCUAUGAUGGAAUGUUCGCACGAAGGCAUACUAAUAAACGAAUUAGUCGGGAUAUAUACCAGUUCGUUGUUGCCGAGAACGCAACUCGCAGCGGCGCAUGCACUCUACUUGGCACUUGACAGAUGUCGCGAUAUGGUGCAUGUAACCAACGAUAAAAACAUUGUACAGUUUCUAAAUAAAGUCAGCGAAAAAUUGUUAGGAUAUACGCUAGAGGAAAUGAUGGGGAGAAAUCUCUCGGAGAUAGUCUUCUACGAAAAUUUCGCUCUAAUGGAGCAGCAGUUGAGUAAAGGCCGGGAAUUCGAGGGGAAUAUGAAUUGCAAGAGGAAGAAUAACCAAAUAAUCACGAUCAAUUGCCGGAUAAUUCCGUUCUGCACCACGCUGAAAAAACCAACUCAUUACAUAUACGUAUACGACACCACGUAUCUGUCAGAAAAUAUAGCGCCGAUAAGCCCAAUCGCUAGCCCGUUGCAUCCUCCUCUAAGGACGAGCAUAUUGUCGAACGCGCGAAAACACUCGGACGUCAGAUCUGCUAUAAGCGAGGGCCGCCGGCGAUCCAGCUUGCAGAAACUGCACACCUUGCAACUGGAAGCCCCCAUUACCAAAGUGAUUACGUUACUUUCGAAUGCGGUGACGGACACGACUAACACGGAAACAGCGGCUCAGAUUGAUAAGGCAAUCGAUAUCUUAAAGACGACGGAGCUUUACGUGCCACACCUUAAGGAGGACAAAAUCUACAAUGAUCCGGUCGCGACGGAUCUCGUUGGCGCGUUACUUUCCUCCUCCCGAACGUGGGACUCGAGAAGAUCGUCGGCGGACUCCGCAAGAUUGUCCACCAUCAAACCCGCCAUGGGCCCGACCAAUGCGCGUAUAUCCAUGAAAAAUUUCCGCGGGCCGCAGGAAAUCGCGGACAUAUUGGACAGCAGUCUCGAGUGGGAGUUUGAGAUAUUUAAGCUCGAAGUGCUGACGGAGGGAAGGCCGCUCGUUUUUCUGGGAUUGACGAUCAUGAAUUUGUACCAAGUGCCCGCUAAAUUGAACUGCGACGAGAAGGUCAUGCAGAAUUGGCUGUCGAUUAUCGAAUACAAUUACAUAUCGGAGAACAGUUAUCACAAUUCGACGCACGCCGCGGAUGUCAUGCAGGCGACCGCGACCUUCAUGCAAUCGAAGAGACUGAAGGAGAUUUUGGAGCCCUUGGACGAGGUUGCCGCUUUAAUCGCCGCGGCCGCGCACGAUAUCGAUCAUCCCGGACGAUCCAGCCAGUUCCUUUGCAACGCGAACAACCGUUUGGCGAUACUCUAUAACGAUCUGUCGGUGCUCGAGUCGCAUCACGCAGCCUUAACGUUCAAAUUAUCGUUAUCCGACGAUAGCGUGAACAUUUUUAAAAAUCUGGAUCGAGAAACGUACAAACUGUUGCGACAAAAUGUCAUUGACAUGAUUCUGGCGACCGAAAUGACGAAGCACUUUGAGCACCUGGCGAAGUUCAUGAAUGUCUGUAGCGCGAGAAUCGGUGACGGUCAAGUUGAGUCUUAUGCGAACUCUCUGGACAUGUCCGUGGUGUUGCAACCGGAUAACGUAAUAUUAAUUAAAAGAAUGAUGAUCAAGUGCGCGGACGUGUCCAAUCCAACGCGUCCGCUGAAGAGUUGCGUCGAAUGGGCGAGACGGAUUGCCGAGGAGUAUUUCUGUCAGACCGACGAGGAGAAAAAGCUGAAGAUGCCGGUGGUAAUGCCGAUGUUCGAUAGACAGACAUGCUCGAUACCGAAAUCGCAAAUUGGCUUCGUCGACUUUAUUAUCAACGACAUGAUCGAGGCUUGGGAUGCGUUCAUCGACAUGCCGGAAAUGGUGGGCUACAUGCGACAAAACUAUGAGAAAUGGAAAGAGUACAAUGAACAAGGUAUAUCUACUUUGCAAGACGUCGAGAAGAUACAACAACAUCCCGACCUGCACAUACCACGAUUACCGCGGUAAGAUGGAAAAGCGUCGUUUUAUUUUAUGUUUCGUUAUGUAUUUAUAUACAAUGCUGCGGUUAAACAGUCAUAUGUAUAGUAUUUACGUAUUUAAAUAUAGAACAAUGAUGUCACGUGCUUUCGAGUAGUUUUUGAAUAAAAAAUAGAAAUAUACACAUCAUAUAUAUAUAUGUGUGUGUGUGUGUGUGUGUGUGUGUGUGUUUGCGCGCAUAUGUGUGUAAUUUGCCGUUUCGUCUCAUUAGUGUAUUAUAUUGUGUAUUAUUCUUAUUUAAAUGUAACUUCACUUCCUCUGAACGACCCUCAUCGUAUUACUAUUUUAAGUACGUGACGCACAUCAGCAAGACGCACAUAGCAUAAAGUGUCAGAAAUACCUUUGCAACUUCCGCGACUGCGUUAUUGCGAACAAAAUCUCCGCUGUGGUUUCGAUGCGUGCUGGUAAUAAUUAAUUUGUACAUCUUGGAGCGGCUAGCGAAUAAAUGAGAAUCACCAAAAGACAUCGACUUGAUUCACAUAUAUCCCCGAUCUCUCUCCUUUAGCCAGAACUCAAUUUUUCGUCCAAUUUUGACGUCGAUUUUCCACGACAACGGGCUACUUGUAUGUGGAUGUGAGGAUUGGUAUAACAUUAAAUCGAAAAGAAGACUCACACUAAUGUAUAUGUCGGAUUCCACUUUAUUGUUUCUUUUAGCCAAGAAAUGGCAUCGGGCCUAUUUCCAUGCGCUGCAUGAAUACAAAAUUAAAUAGAACCGAGUAUAAGUAAGUAUAAGCCGUAUCCGGAUGGAAUUUCGUGUAAUUUCGACCAAACGAAGCGUAUAGAUAUGAUCAUACGAAAUACAAACUCCUUUCUUUUUGUUUGUUUGUCGAUACAUGAAGUAUGCGCACUCGCUCUCUCAACCUAAGCCUGCCCUGACAUAAUGUUGUUUGCAUCUAAGGACGAUAAUUACGUUUAUAUAUGCUGUUACAAACCAAAGGAUCGGUAUAACAUCAAUAGUCCAUCGAGUUACAAGUAUCGCGUUAACGGAUGGUUACUAA
Messenger RNA from Dinoponera quadriceps, 13125 nucleotides. It is a transcript of the gene Pde8, whose product is annotated as high affinity cAMP-specific and IBMX-insensitive 3',5'-cyclic phosphodiesterase 8A. Gene Ontology annotation, biological process: signal transduction; positive regulation of ERK1 and ERK2 cascade. The transcript has 18 exons. Bases 9659 to 12097 code for a protein of 812 amino acids. Gene Ontology annotation, molecular function: 3',5'-cyclic-nucleotide phosphodiesterase activity. NCBI's taxonomy places the organism in Eukaryota, Metazoa, Arthropoda, Insecta, Hymenoptera, Formicidae. The record is from RefSeq and is a predicted model, not a curated record.